AUGAGCGCACGCCUCCGAUGGCUCACGGCACGGCCGUUUCUCACAGACUUUUCCAAACGCCUGCUCGGGUACGCGACGUGGAUCCCCGUGGUCAUCAUGUUCAACAAUUACGUUGCCGAGAUACACAACGUCCACGGACCAUCCAUGUAUCCCUUCUUCAACGAGGACUACAACAGCAGCCUGUUACAGGACAAGGUCCUCACGUGGAAGUGGUGGCCUCAGUAUGACCUCGAGCGCGGCAUGAUUGUGACAUUCAGGAGUCCCAACAACCCAGAGGCCAUCUCUAUCAAGAGAAUCAUCGCGGUGGAGGGUGACGUCGUCAGGACAAAGGCGCCGUAUCCGGAGCCAGUGGCACGGGUGCCACAGGGACAUAUCUGGGUGGAGGGCGAUGGGGACAAGACGAUCGACAGCAACACGUAUGGACCGGUGCCGAUGAGCUUAGUGACGGGCAAGGUGACUCAUUUUUUGUAUCCGUUGAAGAAGUUUGGGCCGAUACGAUGGUGGGAACACAAGGGUCGAGAGAGGUAG
Verticillium nonalfalfae is the source of this 528-nucleotide messenger RNA. RefSeq lists its product as uncharacterized. Bases 1 to 528 code for a protein of 175 amino acids. The record is from RefSeq and is a predicted model, not a curated record. Gene Ontology annotation, cellular component: mitochondrial inner membrane peptidase complex; membrane. Gene Ontology annotation, molecular function: serine-type endopeptidase activity. Gene Ontology annotation, biological process: mitochondrial respiratory chain complex assembly. The transcript is spliced from 2 exons. NCBI's taxonomy places the organism in Eukaryota, Fungi, Ascomycota, Sordariomycetes, Glomerellales, Plectosphaerellaceae.